AUGAGUGGUAAUUCUGAAAGGGGCAAAUCUGUUACGGUGGAAGACGAAUUUGCAACGCCGUCGAAUAGUGAUACCGAGCCGUCACGUGGUCAGAUUAAUUUUGAAGCAAAUUUUGGCCGGUUAUCCUUGGAAAUGUUAAAAUUUUUGUGCUUUGGAAUGGGCAUUUCCGAUGUGGGUGUAAAGCAAGACCUGAUUAAUAGAUUGGUUAGUGAGUGUAAACGUAGAGAGCAGUCCCCUAGUGAAUUAUUGGGGAAAGGCAAAGCUGUUAAUGUUGAUAAGGAUACAA
This is a messenger RNA of Racocetra fulgida, 286 nucleotides long. The record is from the annotation of a GenBank genome assembly. NCBI's taxonomy places the organism in Eukaryota, Fungi, Glomeromycota, Glomeromycetes, Diversisporales, Gigasporaceae.